Cynara cardunculus var. scolymus (artichoke) is the source of this 940-nucleotide messenger RNA. Its product is annotated as remorin. The coding region runs from base 185 to 760 and encodes 191 amino acids. NCBI's taxonomy places the organism in Eukaryota, Viridiplantae, Streptophyta, Magnoliopsida, Asterales, Asteraceae. The transcript is spliced from 5 exons. The record is from RefSeq and is a predicted model, not a curated record.
CUUUACCUGUCGGCAACAGCACAGAGUGUACAAUGAGACACUCCGAUCAUCAUUAUCCUUUUCAACACCUCACACACCAUUCCAUUUCCAUAUAAUACUCCGCCGCUACACCAAUUCCUCCAUCUCCGCCGGUAUAAACACACACACACACACACACUCGCCGGCGACCGUUUUGAUUGUUAUUAUGGCAACUGAGCUACCUGCAAAGGUUGAAUCUGAGUUGGCACCGGCGAAGGUUGAGACACCUGUUGACGUUGCACCGGAGAAGCCUGUAGAUCCUCCGACUGUACCUGAAACUAAGGCCGAUGAUUCCAAGACACUCGCCGUUGCUGAAAAGACUUCAGCUCCUGAGGUGGUGAAAAAAGGGUCAAGCAACUCCCUUGAUAGAGAUGUUGCGUUGUCUGAGCUUGAAAAAGAGAAACAAUUGUCUUUCAUCAAGGCCUGGGAGGAAACUGAAAAGUCGAAGGUGGAAAACAAGGCACAGAAGGAGCUAUCCGCUAUAACUGCAUGGGAAAACACAAAGAGAGCAGAUAUCGAAGCUAAGCUGAAACAAAUCGAGGAGAAAAUGGACAAGAAGAAAGCAGAAUAUGGAGAAAAGAUGAAAAACAAGGUGGGUUUAAUUCACAAACAAGCUGAAGAAAAACGAGCCAUGGUCGAGGCCCAGAAAGGCGAAAACAAGUUGAAAGCCGAGGAGUUGGCCGCGAAAUACCGUGCUACCGGCACCCUCCCAAAGAAGUUCCUCCUUUGCUUUGGAGGUUAAAUUCAGAAUCUUGCAAGUUUGUGAUUAUUCUAAAAGAAGACGAUGAUCGACCCCAAAUCCUACGACGAUUGUAAGUUGCUUAUGUUAUUUUUAUCAGUUAAUUCCAUGUUCGUUUAAUCGUUUGUUUGUGAUGUUUUAUAGGAAAAACAGUUUACGAAUUUCAUAAUCAUAUAUUGUAUC